CGAAAGCAUUGAAAAAACAUUCUCAUUUGCAUUUUCAGUCUUCCCACUUCCACUCAGUCAAAACGACAUUAUCAUCGUCAUCAUCGUCAUGAUGCAGCCGGAAAACUCUGAACUCUACCGCUUUCUUGCCCAAAACGGCGUCGAAUACUUCGGCUAUCCCGGUGCUUCUUGUCAUGACUUCUCUAAUCAUCCUUUGCUUCAACAGCAGCAGAGUUUCUGCAGUUCAUCCUCCUCCUAUUACCCCCUGGAGGUUUCAGGAAUCACCGAUACGACGCCGCAGGAUAGAGCUCUUGCCGCCUUGAAGAAUCAUAAGGAAGCUGAAAAGAGAAGGAGGGAGAGAAUUAACUCUCAUCUCGAUAAGCUCAGAACUAUUCUUCCGUGUAAUUCUAAGAUAGACAAAGCUUCUCUCCUGGCAAAGGUGGUUCAACGAGUGAAAGAACUUAAACAACAAACUCUUGAGCUCACAGACCUCGAAUCCUUCCCAUCGGAAACCGAUGAAAUUACGGUGCUUUCGGGCAAUUACACUAGCGAUGGAAGAUUGAUCUUCAAGGCCUCUUUGUGCUGCGAGGAUCGAUCUGAUCUUUUACCCGACAUUAUUGAGAUACUAAAAUCUCUUCAUUUAACCACAUUGAAAGCAGAAAUGGUUACAUUAGGAGGAAGAAUCCGGAAUGUCCUUAUCGUCGCAGCCGAGAAAGAUCACAGCAUCGAAUCAGUCCAUUUCUUGCAAAAUGCAUUAAAAUCUUUGCUUGAAAGAUCUAAUACUAGUGAACGGUCUAAAAGAAGACGAGUAUUAGAUCAGAAAGUAAUGAUCUAAUGCUUCAUUUCUUUUUAAUUUUUUCUUCAUGUUUCAAUUCAAGGUUUAGUGUGUCUGAGCUUUUUGUAAUUCUAGUUGUGUGGGUUUGUUUUAUUUAACCCAAGAAAAAGGAAUUUAGAAAGGAAAAAAAAUUAACUUUGUCAGGCUAUGGUUUUAGUUAUUGUAUGAUAAUCUUCCUCCAUGGGUAAAAAGUGAGAGAAUCUAAGAAUCCCUCUGUGAUGAAGAUGAAGAAAUUUGUACGUAAUGUGUCUCUAAAAGAAAUGUUUCUGUGAUUUCCCGAGUUUCAUAUA
This is a messenger RNA of Mangifera indica (mango), 1104 nucleotides long. RefSeq names its product transcription factor bHLH106-like. NCBI's taxonomy places the organism in Eukaryota, Viridiplantae, Streptophyta, Magnoliopsida, Sapindales, Anacardiaceae. Gene Ontology annotation, biological process: regulation of DNA-templated transcription. The record is from RefSeq and is a predicted model, not a curated record. The coding region runs from base 89 to 814 and encodes 241 amino acids. Gene Ontology annotation, molecular function: protein dimerization activity; DNA-binding transcription factor activity. The transcript is spliced from 2 exons.